CAUCGUCGGCGGCGACUAGAGGUAACAGAGAAGUGGUGGAGGAGAUGGAGAACAUAACGGCAAGCGAAGUGGCCGGACUUGGGGUCGGAGCAUUCCUUGUACUCGCCACCGUCGCUGCUCCGAAAAUCGACUCCCUCAUCUCUUCUUCCCAGAGAAGUUCUCUGGGGAUGUGCAGAAAAUGUGGGGACUUAAAGAUGGUAGCAUGCUCAACCUGCAAAGGAACUGGAUUGGCCAAAGCAGGUGGCGCGCCAUUUACUUUCUUGGAUGACUUGUAUCAGUCGGUUGGUGGCGAGACAGAAGUGAACCGGGUGAAAUGUAGUAAAUGCAGAGCCAAGGGCCACUUCCACUGCCCUAACUGCUCCAAAGGCCAGUCUCUGUAAAAUUGUUGUUUACACAUGCCAAGCUUUCACCUUUACGUUUUACAUACUAUUACCGUGUGAAUUCUUUCAUCCCCCCUGUGUAAUGUUGAACCCGAGGUAAAGCCGGAUGUGGAUGCAAGUUGGUUGGAAGUAGUCUUUGCUUGUACAGACUAGUGGUAAAAUUUCUGCAGCCUUUAUAUGCAACUUUAUGGUGAACCUUACAAGUUUUGUGUAGUCUUGAACUUUCCUUGUCAAUGGAAAUUGAGACAACCCAUCUUUGGCCACAUCUUAGACGUGUGGGGGACUGGAAAUAAAGAAAGAAACAGUUGGAAGUUGAGCAAAAGAGAGGAAGUUAAGUGCAGAAAUGGUGCAAGCUGUAUUUCCCAUGCAUGAUGCAUGUUUAUCUGAGUUUCCGUUGUUGUAGUUGGCUGGAGAGGGAAAUUCUUGUCCAAGUUUGAGUAGUCUGAAAUGUUAUCAAAUUAGUGGAGGUGGUGGUGCUUUGCAUUAAGUAUGUUACGUUGUGGAUAUAACUGUGUUGAUAUCUUCUAAAAACCGUAUCUGUUGCAGAAAUUUUUUCGUUAAUUGGUGUUGGCAUCGACUAUUUUUGUUCGUAUGGGAUGCAGGAAUUGUAGGUGUAUUACCCUGCACCAGAACUGAGCAUACUCCUCCUUCAUUGCUCUAGCUGCUCCUUCCUCCAGGUAAAGCGUAUAUUGACAAUUGAUCUGAUACCAUCCUUUCUGAAUCUGGAUUGGCUUACUUUCUUUCUUUCUGAAGAAGAAGAAAAACCACAGCUACUCCAAGAGGGAAAUCGAGGACUACCUAGAUUAACUGAUUGGUCUAGAGAAAGGGUAACUAGAAUGCUGCUUACCACUUACCAGUCUAGGAACACAAAUAAUUGACAAAAAUGGCGAAACAAAAACCAUAAAAUGGUCUUGUGGAGGUCCCAAAAGAAAUAAAUUGGCUAUGGGACGUCGUAGCCCCAACAAUCCUUCCCAUCAAUUAAUAAAUAGCCCAUUAAAUGGAGGAAGAAAGGGUGGGGAAUCCGGUCGAAAAUCAGAUCCAAUUGAGAAUUGAGACUAAUUGUUAUGUAAAGUUUUUUUUUAUUUUUUAUAAAUGGGAUGUAUUUUCAUUUCAUUAUUUAACAUAUUUUUUAUCAUACCAAUUUUUUCCAGCAUUUCGAUUAAAGAUUUUUUUCUUAAAUUUAAAUGUUGGAAAGAAAUUUUGGUAUUAAAAAAAUAUGAUAAAUAAUGAAAGAAAAAAUCAAUCACAUUUACAAAAAUACUACACAUAACAAUUCAAAAGAAACAACACUUAUAAAAAAGGUAAUAUUACUACCCGUACAAAUAGAAAGGGAUAAAAUGUAACACAAAUCAUAUAUCAACAAAGUACAAAAAUGAUCCAUGAUUCAUAUUCAUAAGUAAGAAACCGGUCUUAACCGAUAAUACAUAUUUUGGUGAAAA
Molecule: messenger RNA, 1819 nt
Organism: Linum trigynum
Lineage: Eukaryota; Viridiplantae; Streptophyta; Magnoliopsida; Malpighiales; Linaceae
Source: the annotation of a GenBank genome assembly